CGCUCUCUCUCCUGCCUGCUUUUCCAGCCAACCUGCACGCGCCGCUCUAACCCAGGCCCCGCCCCCGAGUGUCUGGCUCCGGAUCCUCUUUCCCCUUCUCCCAGACGGUUGGGGCUCGGGCGCGCGCCCGUGGCAGGCAGCAGAGCAAAGCUAGGCGGCGCGUGAGCGAGCGCAGCCCUUCUCUCUGUCCGGGUGGAUAUGUGUGUGUGAGGGGAAGGGGGCGGUGAGCAGAGCGAGCGAGCCACCAAUGCCGCUGCUGUGAGAUGGCAUCAUUCUGCGCGGUGGUGGUGGCGGCGGCGGCGGUGGUUGGGAGCGGUGCCGAGGGCUGAGGGCACAGCGCUCCGCCACAGCAAGGGGGCGGCGGCGGUGGCGGCGGCGGCGGCGGCAUCAUCCCCACCACCAGCACCGCCAAGCAGCCGAGCUCCGAGCCACGCCUGAAGAAGAAAACUCUGACAUGGCUGGAGCCUCACCAAGAUCUGGAACUGGUAAUAACUAUAAUGGAAGACUACAAAUGCAAGUAACUAUUUCUAGUGCCAAGCUGAAAAGAAAAAAGAACUGGUUUGGUGGAACUGCAAUCUAUACAGAACUACUAGCAGAUACUGAAAUUAAGAAAACAUCUAAAUCCAACAGUUCUUCAAAUCCAAAAUGGGAUGAGCAGUUGACUGUGAAUGUGACUCCACAAACCACUUUGGAGUUUAGAGUGUGGAGCCAUCAUACCUUAAAAGCUGAUGCUUUAUUAGGAAAAGCCACUGUAGAUCUUAGACAAGCUUUGGAAAUACACAAUAGAAGAUUAGAAAGAGUCAAAGAACAAUUGAAACUCUCACUGGAAAACAAGAGUGGCUUGGUGCAAACAGGAGAACUGAUCAUUGUGCUUGAUGGUGUGGUGCUGGAACCAGAAUCUCUUACAAACCACAGUUCACUAGUAACCAUAGAAGUCCAGCAAAAUGGUGAUGCUUUACAUGAAAACAGAGAAACAUCUGCAAGAACCACUUCCAGAUUUCCAUGUGAUAUUUCUAACAGAAUAGACAAUCAAACCUCAUCAAACCCUGUAGGACAAAACUCAUACCCUGUACAAGUUAAUGGAGACAGCGGAAUCAGCACACCAUCUCCUUCUCAUAUUGCAGCCAGACCCAAAAAUACACCAACACCAAAACCACUUACAAGUCAGCCAGAUAGCAGCAUUGUUAAUUGUGAGUCAUCUGUGAUGGAAGCUGAUAAUCAUUCAACCUCUGAAAUUCCUAUGGAUUCUGCAGAAGCAUCUUCGAUAUCUGCAGAUUGCGUUACCACUAUUACAGAACCUCCUUCAACAACAGAAGCUACUAGUAACUCUGAAAGUAGCACAUCUACAACUACCCCCAUUGUAUCUGCUGGUCUUGAAGCUGUUGCUCCCACAGACUCUACACCUUCUAGUACAAGAAACAAUACAACUACAGAAGCAGCAAAACCAAGGGAAUCUUCAAAUGUAACUGGGGAAGCUGUAAGGCAACAGCCUGUUAGCACCAGCAUAGAGCCUUUGCCUCCAGGAUGGGAACAGAGAAAGGAUCCUCAUGGUAGAACUUAUUAUGUUGAUCACAACACAAGAACUACAACAUGGGAAAGGCCACAGCCUUUGCCUCCAGGAUGGGAAAGGAGGGUUGAUGAUCGUGGAAGAGUUUAUUAUGUGGACCAUAACACACGGACAACAACUUGGCAGCGACCAACAAUGGAAUCAGUCAGGAACUUUGAGCAAUGGCAGUCUCAGCGCAAUCAACUGCAGGGAGCUAUGCAGCAAUUUAACCAACGAUACCUCUAUUCGGCCUCCAUGCUGUCCGCAGAAAAUGAUCCACUUGGUCCUUUACCACCAGGCUGGGAACGGAGAGUAGAUGCAAAUGAUAGAGUGUAUUUUGUAAACCACAACACAAAGACAACACAAUGGGAAGACCCACGGACUCAAGGUUUACAAAAUGAGGACCCCCUUCCUGAGGGCUGGGAAAUCAGAUACACCAGAGAAGGUGUUAGAUACUUCGUUGAUCAUAACACACGGACAACUACCUUCAAUGAUCCUCGUACCGGUAAAUCCUCUGUAAAUAAAGGACCACAAAUUGCAUAUGAACGCAGCUUCAGGUGGAAGCUAGCUCAUUUCCGCUACUUGUGUCAGUCAAAUGCUCUUCCAAGCCAUGUGAAGAUCAAUGUAUCCAGACAAACAUUGUUUGAAGAUUCCUUCCAACAAAUCAUGGCUUUAAAACCCUAUGACUUAAGGAGACGAUUGUAUGUCAUAUUCAGAGGAGAAGAAGGAUUGGAUUAUGGUGGUUUAGCCAGAGAAUGGUUCUUCUUGCUUUCCCAUGAAGUACUGAACCCUAUGUACUGUCUCUUUGAAUAUGCUGGGAAGAGCAACUACUGUCUACAGAUAAAUCCAGCAUCAACAAUAAAUCCAGAUCAUCUUUCCUAUUUCUGUUUCAUUGGACGGUUUAUUGCCAUGGCUUUGUUUCAUGGCAAAUUCAUUGACACUGGUUUUUCCCUGCCAUUCUACAAGCGCAUGCUAAAUAAGAAACUCACAAUAAAGGAUUUGGAAUCCAUUGAUACUGAAUUCUAUAAUUCCCUAAUUUGGAUAAGGGACAACAACAUUGAAGAGUGUAACUUAGAGAUGUACUUCUGUGUUGAUAUGGAGCUACUAGGGAAAGUUACCUCACAUGAGCUGAAAGCAGGAGGCUCAAACUUACUUGUAACUGAAGAGAAUAAAGAAGAAUACAUUGGUCUUAUGGCAGAGUGGCGGUUUUCCCGAGGAGUACGAGAACAGACCAAAGCUUUCCUUGAUGGAUUUAAUGAAGUUGUUCCCCUUCAGUGGCUACAGUAUUUUGACGAAAAGGAGCUGGAGGUUAUGCUCUGUGGCAUGCAGGAGGUUGACUUAGCAGACUGGCAGAGGAAUACUGUUUAUCGUCAUUAUACAAGGAAUAGCAAGCAAAUAAUAUGGUUUUGGCAGUUCAUAAAAGAAGCUGACAAUGAAGUCCGUAUGCGACUGAUGCAGUUUGUCACUGGUACUUGCAGAUUACCACUAGGAGGAUUUGCUGAGCUCAUGGGAAGCAAUGGUCCUCAGAAAUUCUGCGUUGAAAAAGUUGGCAAAGAAACAUGGUUACCAAGAAGUCAUACAUGCUUUAAUCGGUUGGAUCUGCCGCCUUACAAAAGCUAUGAACAGCUAAAAGAGAAACUGCUUUUUGCAAUUGAGGAGACGGAAGGAUUUGGACAAGAGUAAAAGCAAAUUCUAAUCAAAGUGAUGCUGGCUUUUUCUUCUUUUCUUUUUUUGGACAGACAGGCCGGAGCAACUAAAUUGCACAGAUAGUUGUAUAUAAGCUGUUUCUUCUGUACAGUGAUUUUUCUGGAACUCUAAAAUAUAUAUGUUCUCCGUUCUUCCACAAAGAUAUGCAAAACAGUUCAACCUUCUCUACUUUAUUUAUUUUCCCCUUCAGAGACUUGGCAGAGUAAAAAUGAAGCAGAAAAAGACUUUAUUUAAAAAUAUAUUUGUGUAUAUAAAUACACACUAAUGAGCUCUAGUUUUAUAGAGCUUAAAAACUUACAAAACGUCACAGCCAUUCAGAGGAGUCAGGAAUUUCUUCCUUGGCUUUGGUCAGAAUAUGCGCAGACUGUGUUCUUCUCACUUAUGCAAUAUCUCCAAGGUUAUUUCUAAUGCAUGGCUGUUAUAAAAGGUGUUAAAGGCUUAGGCCAAACGUAUCCUCACUAUGUAGAAAAAUGCUGCUGGCUUUUUGAAAUGAUGGAAUGUGAUAUUCUGUCAGCUUAAUUUUAAAGAACUGUACUAGCUGAUAACCCUCUCUGCUACGUCUGUGUAGCCAAAGUCAUGAGUUAAAGCCUUUAUUACUUGCACAAGUAAUGUACAAUAAGAGGAAUGUGAUUAAUGUUAAGACAUUGGUGCCACUGUUCUGACUUACUGUAGAAGCUGAACAGACUAUUCUAACUCAUUGAGCAGCAUUGAAAAUUGUUUACAUAUACCUUGGGUUAUUUCCAAGAGGACAGUAGGUAAUCUUCAAGGAAAAAAAAAUAAAAGAUUCUUACAUAUUCUCUCCUGGUCUGGUAUCUUAAAGGUGUUUGAAAAGAUAUCGGUGAUAUACUUCAGUUUCAUAGGAUAAACUAAUUUGAGAUUUAGGAGGAUAUAAAAGGUAAUGUGAACUGCGCUGCUCAUUUUGGCUAUGGAUCUAGAUAAGCCAAAUGGAAACACAGUUACAUAAGCUUUGCACAAAUGAACUAAUUUUCUGUUAGUGUUAAAAUAUUCUCAUCCCUUUUUUAAGUUCCUGAAAAGAUCCAGAUGCUCCUAAUUAAGCAUCUCUAAAUUUUAUUCUUUUGUAUAGGCCAAGGCUUAUUUGUCAUAAGUGCACAAUAUAUAGAAACCAUUUUAAUUGUUUUAGCAGUAUUGAGCUGCAAAGAUGUGUAAUGAGUUCUAAAACUUACCAAUGUGAAUUAUUAAAUGCUACUUUUAGCAAAUUGUGCUUCCUUAGAGUAACAUUUUAAAAUUUGCAUUUGUAUCAUGCUUUCAAUAUUCACUGUAAAUUCCAUUAAAUUUAACUUAUACAGUUUUGUACACACAUGAAACAGAUUUCCUAGAAUUAACAUUUCUGUAACAUAUCGAACUGCAAAAACUGUAAAUGCAGAAUGACUGCUAUAUUUGCUUUCAUUUUCUCAAUAUAGCAGUUGAAUCCUGCCAAAUCUUAUUUUUCUACAUAUUGUUACACUUUGUUAUUCAUAGAUAUUAACCUGUGAAUGCUUUGAUAAAAGCACUGAACUAACAGACCUCCAGUCUAUCUUGUUAGUUGCCCUAAACAUAUCAAAAUGGUUUAAAUAUCUUAGAUUGCUCUUCACAACAAAUGUGAAAAACAUCAAAACUGUUUUCCUAAGAUAUGCAGAAAAGUAAUGAAAUUUGGAAAUUACCUGAAUUAUUCAUGUUAGUUUAUAUGGAAAAGAACUUUAAAAAGUGUCAAUGAGGGAAAAGAAAAAGUGAGUUGUCUAAGAGUGGAGAACUAAGUUCAGUACAACAGAAACACUUUAUUAAUUUGCACUAAUGAAUGACUGGGAGAACCAUUGCAACAGCUAAUCUUGUAAAUUGAUAAUUAAAAUAAAAGACAAAGACAGUG
Messenger RNA from Hemicordylus capensis (graceful crag lizard), 5117 nucleotides. It is a transcript of the gene WWP1, whose product is annotated as WW domain containing E3 ubiquitin protein ligase 1. The record is from RefSeq and is a predicted model, not a curated record. Bases 455 to 3229 code for a protein of 924 amino acids. The transcript has 24 exons. Gene Ontology annotation, biological process: ubiquitin-dependent protein catabolic process. NCBI's taxonomy places the organism in Eukaryota, Metazoa, Chordata, Lepidosauria, Squamata, Cordylidae. Gene Ontology annotation, molecular function: ubiquitin protein ligase activity; protein binding.